UCUUCUUCUUCUUCUUCUUCUUCUUUUGUUUUUUGAGUUUAGUGACACCAGACAUACGGCUAUAGCUUAAUAAUUGGAACAUGGACAAUUACCAAAUGUUCUUCCCAGGAGCACCAUCAGCUUCCUCAUCAUCAAUGGCGGCUUUAUCAUCACCGAAUAUGGACAGCCCUCAAACACUACUUUACAGUAGAAGCGGUAUUACCAGCUAUGGCGGUGACCAUAGCAGUUCAAGUAAUCACAGGCUUUUGGAGUCGACAGGUAUAGAAAACCAUGCAGCUAAUGGGAGACAAGUCAAACAACUUGUUGUUAAACACGAUGACGACCAUUAUUCUGAUGAUCGUGCUGCGAAUCAUGAUCAUAGUCCGCCGGCGGCGGCCGAUAACCCAGGUAAGAUGAAGAAGAAAGCGAAAAAGCCCAAGUAUGCUUUUCAGACAAGGAGCCAGGUUGACAUACUUGACGAUGGUUAUCGCUGGAGAAAAUAUGGCCAAAAAGCAGUCAAAGCCAACAAAUUUCCCAGCUACUAUCGAUGUACGUAUGAAGGAUGCAAUGUUAAGAAGCAAGUGCAACGGUUAAGCAAGGACGAAGGCGUUGUGGUAACCACUUACGAAGGAAUGCACUCUCAUCCAAUUGACAAGCCUAAUUCCGACAAUUUCGAACACAUCUUGACUCAGAUGCAGCUUACAAAUUACACGCGUGAUAGCUAGGGUAGAAACUGAUUUCUAGUCACCCAGCUGGCCAGCUUCACCUGAAGACACCGAUCGAGCUAGGUUUUGUGCUGGCCUCUGCUACUUGAAAUGGAAUGGAUCGGAAAAUGUAGCAGAUCAGUAAUAUUUAAUUUUGGUUUUUCUUUCUUUUAGCAGAUGUUUGAUAUCAAUGAUGUCGUCUACGUAUAAAAAGUACGUAGUUAACUAUGAAGUGGGCAGGUCUCAAAAUUCAAUUUAUUGUUUAAUUAGCUAGA
Molecule: messenger RNA, 958 nt
Organism: Argentina anserina (silverweed cinquefoil)
Lineage: Eukaryota; Viridiplantae; Streptophyta; Magnoliopsida; Rosales; Rosaceae
Product: probable WRKY transcription factor 24
Exons: 2
Coding region: 81-704 (207 amino acids)
Biological process (GO): regulation of DNA-templated transcription
Molecular function (GO): DNA-binding transcription factor activity; sequence-specific DNA binding
Source: RefSeq, a predicted model, not a curated record